ACGUCGAGGGAACGGAGCGCAAACGAGAAGCUAAUGGAAAGCCAGGCUGGGGCCUGGUUCCGCCUCCACACCCAGGCGGCCACAUUGGAUUGGGCAACGCGGCGACGCUUCCGCCCGCCUCCCGGUGUCACGCGACCGUCGCCACCUCCCGCCCUUCCCUCUCUACCUCCCGGCCCGCGGGGCCAGUGAUGAGAUUUUCGGACAGGUGGGCAAGUGGCCACGGCGAUCGAGAUCUCGUCCACGCCCGCGACCAUGGCCGAGUAUCACGCCCAGAAUAAAGCCAAGCUCAUCUCUGAGACCCGGCGGAGAUUCGAAGCCGAAUAUGUGACAGAUAAGCCAGAUAAAUAUGAUCCACGUGAUGUUGAAAGGCUACAACAAGAUGAUAACUGGGUUGAAAGCUACUUACUUUGGAGACAUAAUGUUGUCGAUGAAACUCUGAAGAUGCUUGAUGAGAGUUUUCAGUGGAGGAAAGAAAUGUCUGUUAACGACCUGACUGAAUCCUCCAUUCCCAGAUGGUUAUUGGAAAUUGGUGGUAUUUAUCUCCACGGUUAUGACAAAGAAGGCAACAAGUUGUUCUGGAUCAGGGUGAAGUAUCAUGUAAAAGACCAUAAAACCAUGUUGGACAAAAAGAAGCUUAUCGCAUUCUGGUUGGAACGUUAUGCUAAACGAGAAAAUGGGAAACCCGUAACAGUGAUGUUCGACCUGUCAGAGACUGGAAUAAAUAGCAUCGACAUGGACUUUGUACGCUUUAUCAUCAACUGCUUUAAGGUUUAUUAUCCUAAAUACCUCUCAAAAAUGGUGAUCUUUGACAUGCCUUGGAUAAUGAAUGCUGCUUUCAAAAUUGUGAAAUCCUGGCUUGGCCCAGAAGCAGUGAGUUUGUUGAAGUUUACAAGUAAAAAUGAAGUCCAAGACUAUGUCAGCGUAGAAUACCUGCCUCCCCACAUGGGUGGAACUGAUCCUUUUAAGUAUAGCUAUCCACCACUAGUAGAUGAUGACUUCCAGACACCCUUGUGUGAAAAUGGGCCUAUUGCCAGUGAGGAUGAAGCUUCAAGUAAAGAAGAUAUAGAAAGUGAUGGCAAAGAAACCUUGGAAACCGUUUCUAAUGAAGAACAAACAACUCUUCUAAAAAAGAUUAAUGUGAGUGAACAUACUUCCAAAGCUGAAGAAAAUGAAAAGGUUGAUUCCAAAAUGAAAGCUUUCAAAAAACCAUUGAGUGUGUUUAAAGGGCCCCUAUUACACAUCAGCCCAGCGGAAGAACUGUAUUUUGGAAGUACAGAAUCUGGAGAGAAGAAAACUUUGAUAGUGUUGACAAAUGUAACGAAAAAUGUCGUGGCAUUUAAGGUGCGAACAACUGCUCCAGAAAAAUACAGAGUCAAGCCAAGCAACAGCAGUUGUGACCCUGGAGCCUCAGUUGAUAUAGUUGUGUCUCCCCAUGGGGGUUUAACAGUCUCUGCCCAAGACCGUUUUCUGAUAAUGGCUGCAGAAAUGGAACAGUCAUCUGGUACGGGCCCCGCAGAAUUGACUCAGUUCUGGAAAGAAGUUCCAAGAAACAAAGUGAUGGAGCAUAGGUUAAGAUGCCAUAUUGUUGAGAGCAGUAAACCAACCACCCUGACUUUAAAAGACAGUGCUUUUAACAUGUCUGAUAAAACCAGUGAGGAUCUUUAUCUACAGCUCAAUCGUUUACUAGAAAGCAAUAGGAAGCUUGAAGACCAAGUUCAGCGUUGUAUCUGGUUCCAGCAGCUGCUGCUUUCGUUAACAAUGCUCUUGCUUGCUUUUGUCAUCUCUUUCUUCUAUUUGUUGUACAGUUAAAGAAGUGGCAUUCAGUGGCAAACAUGGCUCUUUCAUUCAUUAGUGGGAAAAAGACCCAGGACUUCAUGCUACUAUAAAAGUGUCGCACAUCUGUACUUCCUGAAAGGAAAUGUGCAACACUUAGAGGGGAACAAAUCCAUGUCUUGAAAAUAAAGUCUGUUAGCAUAAGGAAACACUGGAGAAAUGGAUUAUAAGAGACUAUAGCUGUAGUUAGCCAUGUCAAGACAUAUCCGUGUGUAAAUUAAUACUUUAGAUAUAAUUUAUUUUUUUCCUUUUGAUUUGACUACUUUUCAAGUUUAAGUAUAUAUAUAUAUACAGUAGCUGAAAAGUGUAAGUAACAAGCUUUCUCGCAGCCAAAAAACGUUAUCUGCUUUUUUUUAAUGACAAAAUCAUUAUAGCUGAGCCAACUUACUAGCUUUUCUAUACUAUGUAUAUAGAACAUGUAUAUUGGGGAAAAAAACAUACAGAGUAAUUUCUGUAAACAUGACUUUGUAAUUUUGAGAAUUACUUCCAGAUGCUAGUCAAUAUUCUUUGGGUAUGUAAAACUAUUUAAUGCCAAACCACCUUUAGCCUUUGUUUCUUAUCUGUCUUCCUUAACAGUCUGCCUUUUAUUAAUCUUGGACUUUUUAAUGAACAUUCACAUUUAGGUAGAGUUUGGGAAACUAUGCUUGGUUGGGUUUUCUUUGAAUUCUGUUAAUGACGUGGAGAAGAAAAAUCCUUCGGGUCCCACCUUCCAGUCUUUUUUUACAUGGUUUCACAUUGCUCACUGUGGCUGGACACAGAUCCAUCUGUCUCAUUUAUCAGAAAGGCCUACUCCUCCAUCGUACCAUCUUCACCCGAACUCUUUUCUAAAUGAAAGGAGUUAAAAUUUCUUUGAAGAGUUUGGUUUUGAGAUGCAUUUACAUUUCCAUUCCUCGUUAAAAUUAGCCACAAGAAGGAAACUCGACAAAAGGCUAGAGUAUCUAUAAGCGUGAAAAAAAAUCAAAAAUCAAGUGUCAAGUCUCUAUUUCAGAGUGAAAAGUAGAACUCAUGAUCCAUGUGUACCACCUUCAGGCCAGGGCUAAUUGACUUGCUUGACACUCUGCCCUUGUCCCAGUAAUCCCAAGGGUGAUCCCUAAAACUCCUAAAAUGAUAACGACUUGCAGGGGCAGAGAUGAAUGAAAGGAGUUUGUUUUCUCAUUUAUACAGCCAGUUUCAGUCCGUGUUGGUUCACGUGUAAAUCUACUGGAUAUGAAAGAAAAACAAGUCUGCCUGUUAAAUAAAUGUUGAGUUUUGAUUGA
Nyctereutes procyonoides (raccoon dog) is the source of this 3089-nucleotide messenger RNA. It is a transcript of the gene MOSPD2, whose product is annotated as motile sperm domain containing 2. The record is from RefSeq and is a predicted model, not a curated record. The transcript is spliced from 15 exons. Lineage: Eukaryota; Metazoa; Chordata; Mammalia; Carnivora; Canidae. Bases 253 to 1809 code for a protein of 518 amino acids.